AUGGAGGAGGAGAAGAAGAAGAGGUUAGCAUUUCCUGUUGUGUUAAUGAUGCUACUGAUGUUUUCCUUGAUGAUUUCACCGGCACUGGCCAGUUGCUCGUCGGGCGGCCAUGGAAGUAAGGGAUCAGGUGGAACCAAGAAGCCACCGGGUGGCAGUGGAUGUAAAGACUGUGUUCUUGAUCAGAUGAAGUAUAGCUGUCCAAAUUGUGUGCCAAUUCUGCACUGCGUGGCACGGUGCUUGUGGGGUGGCAGCUUGAUUCCCAAGUGUACUAAAAGGUGUGAUUGCGACGGUGGGAAGCCAACUCUUUCUGAUUGCAAGAAAUGCAUGUCUCGAUGCAAAUGCAGCUGUGUGGCAACGGCAUAG
Messenger RNA from Dovyalis caffra, 363 nucleotides. The record is from the annotation of a GenBank genome assembly. NCBI's taxonomy places the organism in Eukaryota, Viridiplantae, Streptophyta, Magnoliopsida, Malpighiales, Salicaceae.